GGAAAAUUUAAAAGGGUGCAUGGUCUGCUGCAAAUCGUCGUGGAGCCAGCUGCAGGACCUGUGCCGCCUGGAGAAGGUAUCCUGCACUUCCUUGGGCAUCUCCCGGAAGAACCUGUGUGACUUUGAGGUGGAAUACCUGUGUGACUACAAGAAGGUCCGGGAGCAGGAGUUCUACCUGGUGAAAUGGCGGGGCUACCCUGACUCGGAGAGCACCUGGGAGCCGCGCAAGAACCUCAAGUGCGUGCACAUCCUGAAGCAGUUUCACCAGGACCUGGAGAGGGAGGUGGUGCGGCGGCACGGCAAGCCGAAGCACCUGCGGCAGCUGGACCAGGGGCUGGCCGGCUUCCUGGUGCAGAAAGCCAAGCAGCGGCGGGCUCUGCGGCGCUGGGAGCGGGAACUGAAUGCCAAGCGCAACCACCGGGGCCGCAUCACGGUGGAGAACGAGGUCGACCUGGUCGGGCCGCCCCGGGACUUUGUGUACAUCAACGAGUACAAGGUGGGAGAGGGCAUCACCCUCAACGAGGUGGCCGUGGGCUGCGAGUGCGGCGACUGCCUGGCCGCCCCCGCCGACGGCUGCUGCCCCGGGGCCUCGCUCAACAAGUUCGCCUACAACGGCCAGGGCCAGGUGAAGCUCAAGGCCGGCAUGCCCAUCUACGAGUGCAAUGCCCGCUGCCGCUGCGGCUACGAGUGCCCCAACCGGGUGGUGCAGAAGGGCAUCCGCUACAACCUCUGCAUCUUCCGCACCGCCAACGGGCGCGGCUGGGGCGUCCGGACCUUGGAGAAAAUCAGGAAGAACAGUUUCGUGAUGGAGUACGUGGGCGAGAUCAUCACAUCCGAGGAGGCGGAGCGGCGGGGUCAGAUCUACGACCGACAGGGCGCGACCUACCUUUUUGACCUGGACUACGUGGAGGACGUGUAUACCGUGGACGCCGCGUAUUACGGCAACAUCUCUCACUUCGUCAACCACAGCUGCGACCCCAACCUCCAGGUGUACAACGUCUUCAUCGACAACCUGGACGAGCGACUGCCUCGCAUCGCCUUCUUCGCCACGCGGACCAUCCGGGUCGGGGAGGAGCUCACCUUCGACUACAACAUGCAAGUGGACCCCGUGGACGCCGAGAGCACCCGCAUGGACUCUAACUUUGGGCUGGCCGGUCUCACCGGCUCGCCCAAGAAGCGGGUCCGGAUCGAAUGCAAGUGUGGCACCGAGUCUUGCCGGAAGUACCUCUUCUAGGGACCGCGGACACUUACGGCCCGGAGGGCGGGAAGGACCCCAGCUGCCCCCCCGGACUGUCCAGCUGGGGCUCUGCCCCGCCACUGAAUUACUGAGAGGCCGGGAGCGGGGGUGGAACGGAGACCAGCCGGCUCGCCAAAACGCCUGCGGAGGAGACGCGCUGAGCAGAACCGGGGACCCUCGCGGAGACCUGGCUUAAUCAGGGAAAAGUUGAAGCUCGGGUGGGGUAGCGGCCCUGCUUGGAGGCAUCUCUUGAGGCCGGCUGUGGAGUUGGGGGCUCUCCUUGGAUCACCACGGCAACGCCCAGCUGCCCUCCCCACUCAGGUUUGCGGCUGCCCCAGACCUCGCUGGGGAAGAAACCUCUGGCCUGGGAUUGUCAGCCCUGCCCCAGGAGGCACUUAAAAUGGCAUUUUUUUCCCCCGCAUUUUUAAUGCUCCUUCUUCCUCUUUUGCCCACCCUGGCCACCCCUUCUCAUUCCCCAAAUUUCCCAGCUUCGAGAACGCCUAGUGGGACCGGGCACACGACCAAGGCCGUUGCUUCGGGACUAUCUCCUCCCUUCCGGAAGGGAGGACGGCCUUCAGACUCAGGCAAUUUUAGAGACAGAGCUGAGGGGGUUUUAGAAAGGACGACUCCGGGUAAAUUCAUCUGGGUUAGGGAUGGGUGCGGCGUCACCGUGCGGGUUGGCCGUACCCCCUAGGCCUUCGGGCUUGAAUGGGGUGGGCUUCAGCAGCAAGGUUCUGCUCUUAGGAUAGGACCACCGUCCCCUCGUUGCUAAUCCCUACAACUCUUCCGUGAGCCUCGUCUACACACCUUGUUUUUGAGGGUCUCCGUUCCAGUCCGGAAGGGCUGGGGGUGCUUGGACCCUGAGGCUUCACCAAGAUGUGGUUUACGCAUAUCUAGCUCAACCAGGCUCCUCCUGACCUUGCCUGUUUAGAGGGAAGGAUGGGAGCAGGCCGAAGACCGACCCAGGCAGACGCGCGGCUCUCUGGGCCCGAUUUGGGAAUAGAUGCUUUUUCUAUUACA
Messenger RNA from Tachyglossus aculeatus (Australian echidna), 2257 nucleotides. RefSeq names its product suppressor of variegation 3-9 homolog 1 (gene SUV39H1). The transcript is spliced from 6 exons. The record is from RefSeq and is a predicted model, not a curated record. Gene Ontology annotation, cellular component: nucleus. Bases 20 to 1234 code for a protein of 404 amino acids. NCBI's taxonomy places the organism in Eukaryota, Metazoa, Chordata, Mammalia, Monotremata, Tachyglossidae. Gene Ontology annotation, molecular function: protein binding; zinc ion binding; histone H3K9 methyltransferase activity.